This is a messenger RNA of Phytophthora sojae, 1737 nucleotides long. RefSeq lists its product as hypothetical. The transcript is spliced from 2 exons. The coding region runs from base 1 to 1737 and encodes 578 amino acids. The record is from RefSeq and is a predicted model, not a curated record. NCBI's taxonomy places the organism in Eukaryota, Oomycota, Peronosporomycetes, Peronosporales, Peronosporaceae.
AUGACCGAUAGUACUCAACUCGCGGAUCAGUAUCUCCUACAAUCGUCCCUGAAGCCUGACGUUUCUGUCAAGGUAUCGCGCGGCAAGGGCGUGGCUGUUGUUAACGACGGACAAACAGGAUCGUACUCGUCUGGUAUUGUCUCCUUCGAUUGCCAAUCUGCUCUUAACGGCUCGCAUGGCUACGCGUCCCUCAAGGAUGCCUAUGUAGUGCUCCCAUAUGUCGUAUCGAUGAAGAAUUCUGCAGCUAGCGCGCUGACCGCUGGAGAUUGUCCUACUCGCUAUGCUCUAGGUCUUAAAUGCAAUAUUUAUAACAUUGUUGAUGAGGUCAAGGUUUACCUCAAUGGUAAGUCGAUUAUCACCCCUUCGGAAUACAAGCAGCAGUGGUCCAACUUCCGAGCCAUGGCUGAACUAACGACUGCUGAGGUAGAAAAACAUGGUGCUGAUAUGUUUCUGUUCCCGGAUGACUGGGAAUCUAUCAAGCAUUCUGCUGCCAGUAGUAUUUCAGGAGACGGAAACUCGAAUACAUGCCUUAGCGGAAACAGUUCGCUCGUUCUAAACAGUGUUUCCAAUACUGAACCAACCCGAUCCAACAGUGGCUUUGUACGUCGUGUUCUGAACAAUCCUCCUGAGGUUGGUAGUGGUGCUGCUGCUAACUCUCAUGGCUGGCCCUCGCUUAACAAAUCUACGUCGCAAGCCAUUGCUCAAAUGCGUGGCACCGGUGCUUUUAAGAAGGGUACGGCUCUCACGCAGGGUUCUACCCUUGGAGAAUGGUUAUAUAUGCUCAAGAUUCGACUCGUAGAUCUUCACUCGAUCUUUAACGAGCUAGACCUUCUAGGAAAUCCUCAGCUGAAGCUUGAGCUUAAGGUGCAGACGGGAUACUCUGAAAUUGCGCUUACUCCGCGUGCAACUGUCGCAUCUCGUACUAUGGCGCUAACCUCGACGACGCUUAUCGCUGGUACGGUAUGUCCUGUUAUACUCGGUAGUUCCGUUUCACCUGCUGGUACUGCCGAUGCUAUGAACGCUGUUAUUGGCGAUGCUGGCAAGAGCGAUAAGCUUCAGAUCGCUUGGGGUUCGAUUCACAAUACGAUUACGACGAUUGCUACGUCUGGAAGCUACUUCCCGUUUACUCAGGGUCGAUUGAACAUUCCUUUCUAUGAUUUAGCCAACCCUACCGCUCUUGUGAGCAAGCCGAUGAAGACCAUUAAGUACCUAGACUGCUAUUCGCAGUUGUUUUCUGUUCAAUUCAAUAGUAUGCGGCAUACAAAUUGGCGUUUUCCGUUAGUAGCUAUCCCGUAUGCAAACACCAAGACAAGCAACUUCGCUUCUGCUCAUCAGACUCAACAGUUCGCUAGUCUGUUUGACUCGGUCCCGUGGACUUGCCAGCCUGGUUCCUCGAUUCGCGAUUUCCAGGUCCAGGUCGGCAUCAAGAAUGUGUUCCAGGAUGUACACUUGUAUGACUGGCAGGCGUUCAUGGAUGAGUUUAGCAAGAUUGGAGCUAUCAACGGUGAUCUAUCGCGUGAGAUCUCGAACGGUCUUAUCGGUAUCGACAAGUGGCAGACUGCUCAGCGCUUUCUCGUAGCUGAUUGCUCGCGCAUCAGUGAGCCUGAUGUACCUCAGUCGAUCAAUGUAUCUGGUGUAAACGUUGCUACUCAGGGAUCGAACCUCUUGGUACUCGUUGUGUACGAGCGUACCCUUGAAAUCGAUCGCAUCACAGGAGAAGUGUUCCGUGCGGACUGA